Molecule: messenger RNA, 2846 nt
Organism: Sardina pilchardus (European sardine)
Lineage: Eukaryota; Metazoa; Chordata; Actinopteri; Clupeiformes; Clupeidae
Product: protein CC2D2B-like
Exons: 18
Coding region: 26-2338 (770 amino acids)
Biological process (GO): protein localization to ciliary transition zone; non-motile cilium assembly
Cellular component (GO): ciliary transition zone
Source: RefSeq, a predicted model, not a curated record
AACUAGGAGACAGUUGGAGUGGCUCAUGAGGUUGCGGAUUGACCCCAAUCACCCAGGGAACUCUAGUCUCUAUGAACUCAUGAGGGAGAUGCGCCACACUGAACAGAACCCUAGUAGCCAUUUCCGUCUGGACACUGCAGAGGACUGCUUCGCCACGGACGAGCAGCUGGAUGCCCCCCGACGCUUCGGCCUCUUGCGCCUGAGGAGCCAGAACGCCGUCCGUCCUCGUCUCAUCCCCCUGCACGAUUGGCAAAUCUCCUCGGACCAGACAGAGGAUGAUGAAGGAUGCCACUAUGAGCUACCCAGAGAGACAGACGCCAUCACAACACAGAGGAAGUGGGCCAUCCGGCAUUUUCAGGAGUUGGUGCGUAGUGUUCAGAAAGACCUACAUCACAUGGACAAAAAAUACAACCUGUCGGAUAUCGUCAGUGAGAUUACGCGGUACCAAAUUCCGUCUCUGCCUGACCCACCACACACCACUAUGGCAUGGGACUCCCGCAGGCCAUCGCAGCAGCUGAAGCCGGAACGUCAGAAUAAGAAGGGUGUCCCUCCUGGCCUGCUCUCCGACGGAGAUCUGACCAUCCGCAUCAGUGUCACGAGGGCCGCAAACUUACCCAUCCGGCAGCAGACAUAUCAUCACAUGGAGAACCGUGGAUCCUACUGUGGUCUGUCCGGCAGUAAACAAUUCUUCAUUCGCUGGAUGCAUAAAGAUGACCCACAGGAUCAGCUUCAGCCUUUUGCUGAGGUGAAAUUUCAAAGCUCGUCGUUUGAGACCAACGUCGCAGAAGGACCCGACCCGGUGUGGAGAGAGGAAUUCUGCCUUGACUUCAGCUCCCCGGAUGGUGACUACAGCCACGCAAGUCUGGCCAAGGUUCAGGACGACAUCGUCAUCAACAUCUUUGAUAUGGUGUCAUUUCAGCUGAUGGAGAGAAACACUCUGAGGGGCUGUGGAACACAGACCUUCUUAGGCAAGCAGUGGCUGGGCUCUGUGAACAUCCCCUUCAGGACUCUGAUGAAAGAGUCAAAGAUGAGCUGCACUUUGAAAAUCAACACCCCCCCUGCACUGUUGGGCUAUACGUGGUCGAGGGACGACUUUCACAGUAACUCAGCAAAACAAGAGAAAGCCAGUUACCUCACUGUCUACAUCGUCCUGGACCCGUUUAUCUCUUCCCAAGAAGACCCGUCAUCAAACAUGUUUCCAAGCCCAGCAAGCCAUGCUGAGCUCGUGCUGGCGGACAAUUUUCGGAAAGCGUGCAGAGCUGUGGACAAACAGAAGAGGUUCGUCAGCACUGUAGUGAACAGUGAAGGGCAGCUGGUCCUGGCCACCAAGUUCAUCAGAGCUCUCCCUCCUCCACCAGAGGUUCUGCAGGAGGAGGAGGCGCAUCGGAGCAAAUUCUCUAACUUGAAGAGAAUAGCUGCCUUUGUGGCUUUGAUUCCUGUUUUGCCAAGUUCAUCUGAGGUUGGAGACUAUGGAGAGAUGUGGCUCACCGCAGAGCAAUGCUUGGAUCUAGUCAUUGGAAACGGUGUCAGUUUAGCCGUUCUACUCUGCAACUUCUUCCUGUAUUCAGAAGUAAAGGCAUGGGUCCUUCUAGGCACAUCAGUUAUAGAGGGUGAUACGGCAUAUGUUUUCACCACCGGUGGCUUUGGUGAUUUGGUGUGGAAUCCAAAAGAUGGGAAACACUACAGCUUAUAUGACGCAUUAUGUCCAAUCACGACAAUGGACUGUCUGGUCAGCGGGCAAAAUGUGUGGUUUUAUAAGAGUAAAGAGCGCGCAAUGCCGCAAGACUUUGAUCUGUACGACACUUCUAUGUGGAUUGCUUUGUUCCCGAGAGACGCCUCAAGAGACGCCUUGAGAGACACCUUGGCAAAGUCAGCAGAGGUGAAGUACCCUGUAAUCCAGUAUCGCCUGCCUCAGUCAGAGCUGGUUGAAGUCUUACAGAGAAGGAUGGAGAAGCAUUUGAAGCAGAGAUUGAUGGAAUGGCGGAGUCCUCAUCCGACACGGUGGAAUAGGCGUCUCCCGAUCCUGCUGAGUGAAAUCCUGCCCAAGUUUGAGACGCAGGACGACCCCUCCUCCAUGGAGGAAGAUCUUUACACACUGCCCACCAAGAUGAGCGACUUUAAGGUGACAGGCCUGGCCCUUCAUAUGCCUUUCACUAAUAUGGAUGCCGUGACAGAACGAGUCCAGAACACCCAGAUCCACAGCACAGAGAUCCCCGGGACAGAGUUCGUCCUCUUGGUCUACAUCCACCCCUACCCAAACGACAUCUUGUCAGUCUGGGUCCUCCUCGCAUCACUAGUAGCGCAGCAGCGAGGAGCAUACUACCAGCCUCCAUGUUGAGAUGAACUUGGGGGUUUUCCAACUACGUGGUGUAGUGACAAACCUGGGUAAGUUAACUCAGAGUACGUGGUAAGCCUCCUACAAUAAGCCAUUGUUGUCUAAUGGCAUUGUUUUGUUUGGAGAAUGAAGCCAUACAGCUCUUCUAUUAGGUUUACCACUUACUGCGUUACUUACCCAGAUUUGUCACUAAACUACGUACUACUUAGGGGAAAUACCCCAUAAAGUAACCACGUUUGGCCUGUGUUCAUUUGAACUCUUAUCUAGAGAUUAGGGCAGAGAUCACCAGCAUUGGUCAUUGAGACCACUCUUCUACUGUCAGUCAAUGCUGUUUUUGUUUGCCAGAGAAGUGCAGACAGGCAAACAACAAGGGAUGUUCUAAUCUAGGGGGAAUGUAAUAGGCAGUGAAAUAUUUUAGUUUUAAAUGUUAGUAAUUCUGUUGGCUCUCUUGUUCAUUGUUGUAGCCUAUAUGAUUUUUCCAAGUUGCCCUGUCACUAUGAACUGUCAAUAU